Molecule: messenger RNA, 1335 nt
Organism: Punctularia strigosozonata HHB-11173 SS5
Lineage: Eukaryota; Fungi; Basidiomycota; Agaricomycetes; Corticiales; Punctulariaceae
Product: acid protease
Exons: 5
Coding region: 1-1335 (444 amino acids)
Biological process (GO): proteolysis
Cellular component (GO): fungal-type vacuole
Molecular function (GO): aspartic-type endopeptidase activity
Source: RefSeq, a predicted model, not a curated record
AUGGCACACACACUCGCUCUCGUCUUGGGUAUCGUCUCUGCCGUACGAGCCUUUAAUCAUCCCCGACGCGUCGUCUCCUUGCCCUCGAGAACCCCGAGCUAUGAGGUCCUCCCAACUGCCAGUUUCUCCGCGAGCCUGUCGCGUGCAGUGACAAACAGUUCGCGCGCCUUGGAGGCUCUUCGCGCGUCCAGCUUGGACAGUUACAACUUGACAAGCGUUCUGACUAGUGCAGACGGAGGUUUCCGGUAUUAUGCGGACAUCGAUGUUGGUGGGCAGGAUUUCAAGGUGCUCGUGGACACUGGCAGCUCUGACACAUGGCUUAUUCAGAAGGGCUUCAGUUGCUUCGACAUUGACUUCAAUCCAGAAACUGAAGAUGAAUGUGGUUUCGGUACUGCGGGAUUUGACCCCUCGCAGUCGCCGACGUUUGUUCCUCUUGUUGGCAAAAACCUCAACAUCACUUACGGAGACGGCACGUUCGCAGUCGGCCCCGUCGGCACCGAUACGAUGACCGUCGGCGGAUUGACAGUCACAGCGCAGGAGUUUGGAGUGCCGAAUAUGACUGCAUGGGAGGGGGAAGGCAUCGAGGGGGGUCUGCUGGGCCUCGCGUACCCCGCGCUCACGACAGUACAUAACGAGAGUGAUCCGACCCUAGACUCUCCCACGAACCUAGCUCUAUACAAUCCCUUCCUCUUCAGUGCUAUCAACCAGGGAGUGCUAUCGACACCAGUGUUCUCUGUGUCUCUCGAUCGGGGUACGAUCGCGGACGAAGAAAGCGGCGAUGAAAAACCCAAUAAGGGAGUCCUCGCAUUCGGCGGAAUUGCUCCUGUAUCGGUCACCAACACGACCGCCUCCGCCCCCGUGUUGCUUUUCAGUGGAUUCGUUCCAAACGCUAAGGCGGACGUCUUCUACGGCGUGACCGUGGAUUCCUACGUGUUCCCGGGUUCGACUGCGCUGUCGACGCGGAGUUUUGCCGUCUUGGACACAGGGACGGCGCUCUCGUUCAUACCCACUCCCAUCGUGCAGGCGGUGGUGGAGAAGUUUGUACCUAGCGCGACCGUGCAGGAUGACGUGUUCUUCGUCGACUGCAAUGCUACCGCCCCGGCCUUUGCGGUCACGAUCGCCGGCAUCGAGUUCGCGGUUGAUCCCAAGGAUUUGAUCUUGCCUGGCGGCAUCGACGACGAUGGAAACGAUAUCUGUAUCAGUGGCGUGCAGGAUGGCGGACCGGACAAUGGCGGGGACAUCUUCAUCCUGGGCGACACGUUCCUUCACAAUGUGGUCGCAUCGUUCGACGUCGGGGCAAAUGUCGUUCAUGUUUCUCAGCGCACGCCAUACUAG